Messenger RNA from Phragmites australis (common reed), 1944 nucleotides. Its product is annotated as kinetochore protein NDC80 homolog. Lineage: Eukaryota; Viridiplantae; Streptophyta; Magnoliopsida; Poales; Poaceae. The transcript is spliced from 4 exons. Gene Ontology annotation, biological process: attachment of mitotic spindle microtubules to kinetochore. The coding region runs from base 65 to 1816 and encodes 583 amino acids. The record is from RefSeq and is a predicted model, not a curated record. Gene Ontology annotation, cellular component: Ndc80 complex.
UUCUUCCGCCGCUCCAUUUCAAAGCAAAGGCAAAAACCCCAACUUCCCAAGAUCCGCGGCGAUCAUGCAUCGCGGCGGUGGCGGCGGCGGCGGCCGGCGCCUCCCCAAGCCCUCCCUGGCGCCCUCCGCCGCAGCGGCCGAGAGCACCCCGUUGCUGGACCCCAGCGUCAUCCGCAACCUCGACCACGCCUUCUCCCGCCGCGACUCCGAUGCCGCCAGCCUCUGCAGCAGCCGACCCCCCUCCUCCAUCGGCGCGGGCGCCGCCGCCUCCAACUUCUCCGACCGCUCCACGCAGGCCGCCGCCCUCCGCGUCGUCAACGCCUUCCUCGCCCCCGCCGUCACCCUCCGCCCUCCCCUCCCCGCCGCCCGCGACAUCCAGGCCGCGCUCCGCCACCUCCUCGAGCGCCUCCACUUCCCCCUCAACGAGGCUGCCUUCGAGGACGACCUCCUCCACAUCCUCCGCAUGCUCGAAUGCCCCUACAAGCUCACCCGCUCCGCGCUCAAGGCUCCCGGCACCCCGCACUCAUGGCCGCCGCUCCUCUCCGUCCUCCACUGGCUCACCCUCCUCGUCCAGGUCUCCGAUGCGGCGGCCUCUCAGCCCUCCGCCGCCGCCUACAAUGAUCUCAUGCUCUACACCACCCAGAGCUACUGCCACUACUUGUCGGGUGACGACGACGAAAUCGCGGCCCUCGACGAGGUGUACGUCUCCAAAGCCCGCGCGCACGCUGAGGCGGCCGUCGAAGCCAACCGUGCUCUGGAGAAGGAGGCCCAGGAACUGGAGGCAAAGGUGAUUAAGCUCACAUCGGGCCCCUCGCGGCGGGAGGCACUGGAGGCGGAGAAGGAUGUCUUCACUGCGGACGUUCACAAGUUUGAGGCGGUGGUCAAGACUUGGGCUGCUAAGAUCAACGAGAAGGAAGAGGCUCUGAUGGAUUUGGAGAAGGAGCUGGAAGCAAAGGUGAUGGAUGGACAACGCGUUGCGGCUGAAAAUGAGGAGCUGUUGAAGAAAGUUGAGGCGCAAGCGGUGAAUAUGAGGGAUGCCAAUAGGAUGCAUAGGGAGAUGCAGGCGGUGGAGCGUGACAUUGGCACGGCGGAGAAUGGGAAGGCUGUGCUAGAGGAGAAGGGCUGGGAGCUUGAAGCUGAGCUGGUGAGGAAGUUUGAGGAACUUGAGGGGCUUGCUGAGCAGUGCAACCGGGCCCUCAGAAGGUUAAAACCUGGUAUUGAUUUCCAGUACAUGCUAAAUGUGAAAGGAUCCUCUCCUGCUGAGAUACUAGGUCUCAGUUACAAAACAGUGCUAAAACCUGCACUCAAGGCUCUUGCUGAGGAGAACAAAAGGGUCUCUGUCUCAAAGCUUAAUGAGUUAGUUGAUCUACAAAAGCAGUUUCAAGAAAAUGCUAAAAUCCUAGAGGAGAAAAGGAAUAACCUUUCCAGUCUCCUGGCUAAAACUGAUGAGAUGGUUGCUCGACUGAAUUCACUGGAUCGUGAAAUCACAAAUGAUGACUCAAGAUGCACAACUGAAGCUAGACAAAUGGAAGAUGAGUUGGAGAAGAAGGAACAUUGCUUGAGUACUGUUGAAAAGGAGGCAGCCGAUCUUUUAAAGAAUUCUGAAAAGAGGCUCCAUGAUGCAUUACGCAAAGCUGAUGAAGAAACUCAGAUGUGCUUGAACGAAUUGCUGCAACUUAUUGUUUCCUUUACCGAGUAUAAAGAGUUCAUGGAAGCAUCAGUUUCUCAGAGGAAAAAGGACCUGUAUGAAACGGCAGAUUACAUAGCCUCUUUGCCAUCCAAGAUGUCAUCAACCAGUCAAGCUUCUUGUACCUGAAUAUGAAGAAAGUUUCACAUCAAAUUGUGGAUGCCUCUUAUGAUCAUUGCUAUGUUGAGUUUGUUUGACCUGCAGAAGCUAACACAGUGUACAUAAUUCGUAGAUUAUAAAAUCACUUCGGUUUCCAA